This is a messenger RNA of Phyllostomus hastatus (greater spear-nosed bat), 4073 nucleotides long. RefSeq names its product C-X-C motif chemokine receptor 1 (gene CXCR1). The record is from RefSeq and is a predicted model, not a curated record. Gene Ontology annotation, cellular component: membrane. Gene Ontology annotation, biological process: G protein-coupled receptor signaling pathway; neutrophil chemotaxis; immune response. NCBI's taxonomy places the organism in Eukaryota, Metazoa, Chordata, Mammalia, Chiroptera, Phyllostomidae. Gene Ontology annotation, molecular function: C-X-C chemokine receptor activity.
GUUAAAUCAUUCUGGCCUCUGAGAUUCAGGAUCUUACGGUUGGCACCUCAGCUAGAUCGAAUCAUGAGUUUCGUUGUGGACGUUUCAUUCUGGAAUGAUACGUAUUGGGAGUAUGCCUUUGAAAAUUUCACCGGCACACCACCCACAGAACAAUCCUAUAGCCCCUGUCUCUUGGACACUGUGACCCUCAACAAGUAUGCUGUGGUGGCCAUCUAUGCCCUGGUCUUCCUGCUGAGCCUGCUGGGAAACUCCCUGGUGAUGCUGGUCAUCUUACACAGCCGGGUCAGCCGCUCUGUCACUGACAUCUACCUGCUGAACCUGGCCCUGGCUGACCUGCUCUUCGCCCUGACCUUGCCUAUCUGGGCUGCCUCUAAGGCAAAGGGUUGGAUUUUUGGCACAUCGCUGUGCAAGAUGGUCUCACUUCUGAAGGAAGUCAACUUCUACAGUGGUAUUCUACUGUUGGCCUGUAUCAGCGUGGACCGCUACCUGGCCAUUGUGCAUGCCACACGCACACUGACUCAGAAGCGGCACUGGGUCAAGUUCAUAUGCUUAGGCAUCUGGAUUUUAUCCUUGCUCUUGUCCCUGCCCAUCUUUAUCUUCCGUGAGGCCUAUCAACCACCUGAUUUCGGCCCAGUCUGCUACGAGGAUAUGGGUGCCAACACAACCAAAUGGCGCAUGGUGAUGCGGAUCCUGCCCCAGACCUUUGGCUUCCUCCUGCCCCUGCUGGUCAUGCUGUUCUGCUACGGCUUCACCCUGAGCACGCUCUUUCAGGCCCACAUGGGGCAGAAGCACCGGGCCAUGCGGGUCAUCUUUGCUGUCGUGCUCGUCUUCCUGCUCUGCUGGCUGCCCUACAAUCUGGUCCUGAUGGCAGACACCCUCAUGAGGCUCCGGAUCAUCGAGGAGACCUGUGAACGCCGAAAUGACAUUGGCCGAGCCCUGGAUGCCACCGAGAUCCUGGGCUUCCUCCACAGCUGUCUCAAUCCCCUCAUCUAUGUCUUCAUUGGCCAGAAGUUUCGCCAUGGACUCCUCAGGAUCAUGGCCACCCAUGGACUGAUCAGCAAGGAAUUCCUGGCCAAGGAGGGCAAGCCUUCCUUUGUUAGCUCUUCCUCAAGGAACACUUCUACUACCAUCUAAGACCCCCACCCCUGUAGCAGCCCCACAGGGCUCCUUCCCUCCUGUCAGCACAGCACUCAAGACUCAUGUCUAUUGGCUAUUCACAGUCUCUGUGUCAGGACAGCCCCCACUGAGGUCACAGGAAGUUGCUGAGGCCUCAGCCUUACCAGGCCCCAUUGCACGGUUGAGAAAGCCUGCCCUGAAGCCUCGCCCCUCACUGUAAUUGCUAUGUUAUCUGCGAGAGCUCUGUCCAUCCUACCACUGAGCCAUAGCACUCUGUCCUCGGAGACAUUUCAAAGACAUGCUUUGAAGUGAGUUCAGAAAGUUCCCAGCCUUGGGAGCCACCAGUGGCAAACACCACAGCUACUUCCCCAGCUCCCCCUUUCCUAGCUUUCUAGCAAAGUCUGCUUCCCUUGAGAGAGGCUGAAAAUGAUAUAUACCUCCACGAGUCUUUAAGCUAGGAGUGGUCACAUUCUCUAGUUCUGACUAGGAAGACUUACAGGCAAGUGUGUGCUGGUAAACCAGUCCCCCAGGGAAACAAAAAGUCCUGCCUUCUAGCAUUUGCCAAGUUCUAUGUUAUAACUGCUCCCACCAUGGCAAUUUCAAGGGUGGUGGUGUUUAGCAACCAGCUCACAAAAUUCUGGAAAACGUAAUAAUCUGCAUUGAGCAAAACAUUGCUUAAAAGGAGGUCUGCUGGGACCAGGGGACUCCUGGAAGAUACUCCUGAUUGAAAAAAAGAGAGACACACCUUCUUGGAUCUUGCCUUUGAAUGUGGUUAUAGUAUAUGAUCUGUGGUAUAGUAUAUGGCGUGGGGCAGCAUUUUUGUGACUAUGAGGCAAAAAGCCUAAUAUGUUUAGGCUGGUGGAGCCAAAGGAUAAUAUGAAGCUGAGAAUAAAGAGCCCAGAAAUAAACCUAAGCAUAAAUUGUCAAAUGAUUUUGAACAAUGGUGCCAAGACUAUUCAAUGGGGAAGCGAUAGUCUUUCAACAAAUGAUGCUGAGAAAAUUAGAAAUCCACAUGCAUAAAAAUGAAAUUGGUCCUAGCUGGUGUGACUCAGUGGAUUGAGCGCCAGCCUGAGAACCAAAGGGUCACUGCUUCGAUUUCCAGUCAGGGCACAUGCCUGGGUUGUGGGCCAGGCCCCCAAUAGGGGGCGCAGGAGAAGCAACCAUACAUUGAUGUCUUUCUCCCAGUCUUUCUCCUUCCGGUCCCUUCUGUUUAAAAAUAAAUAAAAAAAUAUGAAAUUGACCUUUUACCUUAUACCAUGCACAAAAAUUAACCCAAAAUGGACUGAAGACCAAAACAUGAGAGCUAAAAUUAUCAGACUCUUAGAAGAAAACAUAAGGAAAAAACUUUAUUUGGUUUGAAGUUGGGGAUGGAAUGAGCUUCAGGAAUGGGGUUUAGGUCAAGGUUGAGAUUGUGAUCCGAGGGGGAGGUUAGAGCUGGAGAUGUGGUGGCGGUGGGGAGCCACGGGUGGCAUAACAGCUUGGGCUAGGGUGAAGGGUCAGAGUACAAUGAGAGAUGCAGAAUAGCAAAGGUUAGUAAUGAUGUGAGUGAGAUGUGGGGAGGUUCCAGAUGGCACUGGGGCCACAUAUGGAGGGAGGCUUGGGCGUGGGAUGGAUGUGAAGGUGUCGUGAGUCUCAGGGAGGGGUGUUAGAGAUAGAGUGAAUGGCUGGGAUGGGUCAGUGGCUACAACUGUAGCCACUGCUAUUUAGUCCAGUCGGUGGCUGGAACAAAAAGUCAUCACUGGUAGGGUCACCAUCUUUUCUGGAGCAUUUUCUAAAAUGUGGCCAGGAAGGAGGUGCUUCUGCCUUGAGAUUCCAAAUUGGUUGGUGAGGAAGGAGUUAGGGGCACAAGCCCUAAGAAAUGGAUCUGAUUAAGGAGAGAAGAUAGGAGGAUGCACACAAAAUCCAGGGAGGAAGGCUGGGAACCUCUCUUUCCUCUUCUUCCCUCCUCUCAGUGCCUUCCUACCUCUUCUACUGUAACCCCAAAGUUCAUCUUCCUCCACCUCAAAGCCAACUCCAUCAUGGGCUUCGGUAAGUGAAUAAGGAUCUAUAUGGGGUCUGGGGAAAUACAAAUGACUCAUGCACACUGGAAAAAAUGCUUGGCCUCAUUAGUAACUUGGGAUGUGGGAAUCAAACAGCAGUAAGAUGACUUGGAAAUGUUUUAACAGGAGAGGAAUGGAGUCGGAUCGUCUUCAAACAAGUGCACCAUUGUUCUGGUAGAUUUGUUAAUGCAGUGUGGAAUUCUCUGGGUAUGGCUCAAGUUCUAAAUGAUUUGGAUUUUGGAUCCGUAAAAGGGUGAGGAUGUCGGUACUGAAAUAGCAUGGUGUGUUGAAAUAUCAAAGACUGGUAUUUUGAUCACCAGAUAUGGUAAGGGUUACAUACCUGGUGAAAGUCAAGGAGAGAGGUCACCUCAGGGAGCAGCUAAAUAUUCAGGAUGGUGCUGAGAUCAGGGACAGGGUGCGUCUUAGGAGAGCAGUGGGGCAUCAGAGAUGGCAGAGAGUUUGGGACAGUUACAGAUGUAGCUGUGAGCAAAACUAACUUUAUUUCUGUGUCCCAGACUUCUUCCAUCUUUAAGUUUUAAUGUUGUGACCUUUAACCAACCUUACCGUCAUUAGCAAGCAUGUCUGUGGUUAUUUAACUUACACAAUGCAGCCUUGAAUAUUUUUAUUAGUAGGAGUGGGAAUGGCAUGAUAACGGGGUCAAAUAUAAACAUCAAAAUGAUAACAUCUAUGAUAAACAACCCUUUGUCACAAGACCGCCAGCAGGUAUGACUCCUAGUGUGUACUGCAUUCUUUGUCCCUUUGCCUUGUCCAUCAUUAGUCCUUAAGUUACACUGUAAGAAAGUACUGUAACAGGGGUCUGUUAGUGGAGAAUACUCUGUGCAGAUUGCUGGGUUGCCUGUCUGCUCCAACCCUAUGUCGCUGUAAGUAAGUUACUCUAUAAUAAAUUGCUAUACUCUA